AAAUGCACCAAAUGUCCAGAAGAUCAACAUCCAAACACCAAUCAUGUUCACUGUAUUCCCAAGAUUAAAAACUACCUUUCUUAUAAAGAAAAUCUGGGAAUCAUCCUCACUUCCAUUGCCUUGUUUCUGUCUUUAACCACAUGCUUUGUCUUGGGAAUCUUCAUUAAAUUCCUGGAAACACCAAUUGUCAAAGCCAACAACCGUGACCUCUCUUAUAUCCUCCUUGUCUCCCUCCUGCUUUCCUUCUUGACCUCCUUCCUCUUCAUUGGCCAACCAAGGAGAGCCACCUGCCUUCUUCGACAAACAGUCUUCAGCAUCAUCUUCUCAGCUGCCAUCUCUUCAGUCUUGGCCAAAACAAUCACAGUGCUGUUAGCCUUCUUGGCUACAAAACCAGGGAAUAAAGUGCAGAGAUGGCUGGGGAAGAGCCUAGCCAACUCCAUCAUUCUUUCUUGCUCUGGUGUCCAAGUUGUCAUCUGCAGCAUCUGGUUGGGCACUUCUCCCCCAUUCCCUGAGUCUGACGUGCACUCCCAACCUAGAGAGAUCAUCCUACAAUGCAACGAAGGCUCUGUCACCAUGUUUUAUGUUGCUCUCAGCUACAUGGGCUUCCUGGCUGCCACCUGCUUCAUGGUGGCAUUCUUGGCCAGGAAUCUGCCUGGGGCCUUCAAUGAAGCCAAGCUGAUCAGCUUCAGCAUGCUGGUCUUCUGCAGCGUCUGGGUCUCCUUUGUGCCAGCCUACAUGAGCACCAAAGGGAAGUACAUGGUGGCUGUGCAGAUCUUCUCCAUCUUGGCCUCCAGUGCUGGCCUGCUGGGCUGCAUCUUCAUCCCCAAGUGCUACAUAAUCCUGCUAAGGCCAGAUCUCAAUACAAAAGAACAUGUGAUGUCAAAAUAA
Candoia aspera is the source of this 888-nucleotide messenger RNA. Its product is annotated as vomeronasal type-2 receptor 26-like. Gene Ontology annotation, cellular component: plasma membrane. Gene Ontology annotation, biological process: G protein-coupled receptor signaling pathway. The record is from RefSeq and is a predicted model, not a curated record. Gene Ontology annotation, molecular function: G protein-coupled receptor activity. Lineage: Eukaryota; Metazoa; Chordata; Lepidosauria; Squamata; Candoiidae. The transcript has a single exon. The annotation marks the transcript as partial.